CGUCGACAUUCACGCGCGCGAUCUCUCCGUUCUGUCUGUAACUAUGGAUGGCGGAAGGGACAUUGAGAUGGGAAAACUUGGUGAAGGUGGUGGAGCCAAAAUGGGGGCAGACGCCAUUGAUGGGCGACGGAGUACAAAGAGUGAGUAUGCUUCGAAGAAAAGCGUUGCCGAAGGAAUGAUGGAUAUCGCUCUGCUCACUGCAAAUGCCAAUCAGUUGCGUUUUCUUAUCACCUACAACACCGAAUCACGCACAUUCUACAUUAUGCUUGGGCUCCUUAUAACAUCUCUCGCACUCCAAAUUGCCGUUGGGAUUGCACUAAUUUUUAAGCGCCAAAUGAAAAUCAAAGGGAGGAAAAAUCAAGCGAAUCACAUGAAUGAUUACAUAGUCGGUGGUAUAUUUUUGGUCACUGUAAUUAAUGUGUUGGCGGCCUCUUUCACCAUCACCGAAAAAACUAAUUAAAUGUAAUGGUUGCAAUGAGGAUUUUUCAGCUUUUUUUUUACAAAAAAAGAGAGCACAAAGUAUUGCAACAUCAAUGGACUUUUUUUAUAUUUAAUUUUGUCACACUGAAUUGUGAAAAAAUCUCUCCCUAAAAAAAUGUAAAAAAAAAUAAAAUGAAUUUUACGAUAA
This is a messenger RNA of Lutzomyia longipalpis, 628 nucleotides long. Its product is annotated as ninjurin-B. The coding region runs from base 44 to 460 and encodes 138 amino acids. NCBI's taxonomy places the organism in Eukaryota, Metazoa, Arthropoda, Insecta, Diptera, Psychodidae. Gene Ontology annotation, biological process: tissue regeneration; cell adhesion. The record is from RefSeq and is a predicted model, not a curated record. Gene Ontology annotation, cellular component: membrane. The transcript has 2 exons.